GUUGUUGUAACUGAAAUCAAAAGCGUAACCAUUCUUACAUAGGCCAAGUAAAAAUCGGAUUUAAAUCAAAAAUCAAAAUUUCAAUUUUAAUAGUAGAGAUUUCUAGGGCUUCUCUUUCAAGUUUUGUAAAUUGCUUUCGGAGAGGAGAAAGCCAUGUCGCGGAAAACAGAGGUGGAAGAAGUUUCACAAGCUAUGAUCGAUGGUGUUAUGUCAGAUGAUCUUUCAUUACAGUUUGAAUCUACUGCCAAGAUCAGAAGUAUUCUAUCACGGAGAGAUAUAACUAUUCCUUGUGAAGCUCUUAUACGAUCUGGAGUUGUGCCUCGUCUCGUUCAGUUUCUUUACAAGGAAGAAUACCCUAGGCUUCAAUAUGAGGCAGCUUGGGUUCUCACAAACAUUGCUACUGAAAAACCGAAUGAGCUAGUUGAUCACGACGCUAUUCGAAUCUUAAUUCAGCUUGUUGAUUCUCCUAAAGGUUAUGUCCGUGAGCAGGCUAUAUGGGCACUGGGUAACGUUGCUGGUCAUUCAACAAAGUACCGUGACUUUGUUCUUCAGUUAGGGGUAUUGAUGCCACUGUUAAUUCUUCUGUGCAUGGGCAAUUCGCUCAGGAUUGGCACUUGGACUUUGUGUAACUUGUUUUGUGGCAAACCUCCCCCGACCUUCGAUCAGAUGAAACUUGCUCUCCCUGCACUUGAUCAACUUCUUCAUUCAAACGAUGAAGAAGUCGUGAAAAAUGCUUGCUUGGCACUAUCUGAUAUCUCUAAUGAUUCUGAAGAUGGUAUCCAAAGUUUGAUUGAGGCUGACAUUGUCUCAAAACUAGUUCAAUUUCUCAAACACCCUUCUACAGCUGUGCUUGUUAAUGCACUUCUUACCAUUGGGACUAUAACUGCUGGAAAUAAUCAGCAAACACAGUCUGUGGUCAAUUGCGGUGCUUUACCAUUUCUUUCCAACUUACUUACUCGAAACUAUGAGAAAGACAUAAAGAAGAGUGCUUGCUGGGUGAUUUCAAACAUCACUGCAGGCACUGUAGAACAAAUUCAGUCAGUGAUUGAUGAAAAUUUGAUUCCAACCUUGGUCAAUCUGGCUCAAAGUGCUGAUAUUGGCAUAAAGAAAGAAGCUGUAUGGGCAGUUUUAGGUGUGGUCGUAUGUGGUUCUCUUGAUCAAAUCAAAUACAUGGUGGAGCAGAGUUGCAUAAAACCUUUAUGCGAUAUUCUAGUAUGUCCAGAUCUAAGAACCAUCUUACUCUCAAAGUGUCUGGAUGGGUUAGAAAACAUUUUGAAGGCCGGAGAGGCUGUACCGAGUGUAAGAGACAGGAACCGUUAUGCUCUGCUGAUUGAAGGUGCGGAAGGGGUAGAAAAGAUUGAGGACCUGCAAAGCCAUGAAAACAGUGAGAUCAGCCUGAAGGCUUUGAAGAUUCUGGAGAGAUAUUGGCUUGUAGAAGAUGAUGAGAACAAAGUGUACCAAAGUGAUGAUUCAGUUGGAUCUUAGAGUCAAAACUCCAAGAGCGCGAGUGGAGAACUUUACUUGGUCUUCAAUCGAAUGUACAGAGUCGAUAUAAAAGAGAUGAUUCGAUGAGACUUUUGGCGUUGAGAGAUAGUGAUGAUGAGCUCUUCUGAUUCAUGGUGAUUGAAUUGCAUUUAUGAAUGUUAAUUGGCUUGCGUUGAGUGAUAGUGAUGAUGAGCUCUUUAAUAGAAAACCUUCAUUCUACGUAGUAAAGAUGAUGGUCAACCUCUGAUCCAUAUUUAGGAGUUGGCAAAACUAGCCGAACCAACCUGCAAAGACUAUGGCUAUUACAUUAUUUGUUUACAGCAAGAAGUGCCUCAAACAUUUUCAUCA
Molecule: messenger RNA, 1833 nt
Organism: Camelina sativa (false flax)
Lineage: Eukaryota; Viridiplantae; Streptophyta; Magnoliopsida; Brassicales; Brassicaceae
Product: importin subunit alpha-8
Biological process (GO): protein import into nucleus
Cellular component (GO): cytoplasm
Molecular function (GO): nuclear import signal receptor activity; protein binding
Source: RefSeq, a predicted model, not a curated record